Cryphonectria parasitica EP155 is the source of this 2142-nucleotide messenger RNA. RefSeq names its product kinase-like protein. The transcript is spliced from 3 exons. Gene Ontology annotation, molecular function: ATP binding; protein kinase activity. NCBI's taxonomy places the organism in Eukaryota, Fungi, Ascomycota, Sordariomycetes, Diaporthales, Cryphonectriaceae. The coding region runs from base 1 to 2142 and encodes 713 amino acids. Gene Ontology annotation, cellular component: nucleus; cytoplasm; centrosome. Gene Ontology annotation, biological process: protein phosphorylation; chromosome segregation. The record is from RefSeq and is a predicted model, not a curated record.
AUGUCCUCGGACAGCAGCAGUGCUGAGAAGUAUGAGGUGCUGGAGAAGAUAGGUCAUGGCUCCUUUGGCAUCAUUCGCAAGGUGCGCAGAAAGGAUGAUGGCAUGAUUCUCUGCCGCAAGGAAAUCUCCUACCUCAAAAUGUCACAGAAGGAGCGCGAGCAGCUCCACGCCGAGUUUACCAUCCUGUCAUCCCUCCGUCAUACCAACAUUGUCGGUUACUACUCCCGAGAGCAUCUCAAGACCACCCAAGACCUACACAUCUACAUGGAGUACUGCGGAAAUGGAGAUCUCGGCCGUGUCAUCCGCGGACUGCAGGAGAAGAACGAAUAUGCUGAGGAGGCCUUCGUCUGGAGCAUCUUUUCGCAGCUGGUGACCGCCCUCUACCGCUGUCACUACGGAAUCGAUCCUCCCGAGGUUGGCAAGAAUGUUAUGGGCCUUGGCCCGACUGCGAAGCCCAAGACACCCUCAGGCUGCAUGACCAUCCUACACCGUGACCUCAAGCCCGAGAAUAUUUUUCUUGGGGAAGACAACUCUGUCAAGCUUGGUGAUUUCGGCCUGUCCAAGGUCCUGACUGCGCAGCAGUUCGCCUCGACCUAUGUCGGCACUCCCUUCUACAUGUCUCCCGAGAUUUGUGCUGCGGAGACGUACACCCUCAAGUCCGAUGUCUGGUCCUUGGGAUGCAUCAUCUACGAGCUCUGCACGCGGCAGCCCCCUUUCAACGCCAAGUCCCAUUAUCAGCUCGUUCAGAAGAUCAAGGAGGGCAAGGUCGCCCCGCUUCCCAACGUCUACUCGUCCGAACUCAGCGCUGUCAUCGGAGACUGUCUGCGGGUCAACCCUGACCGACGACCCGACACCGCUACCUUGCUCAAUCUGCCUGUCGUGCGGCUGAUGAGAAAGGAGCGAGAGGUUGUCGAGAUGGGCCAUGCGCUCCAGAAAAGGGAGGCUGCCGUGCUGAAGAGGGAGGACUCGGUGAGCCGUCGGGUUCGGGAGCUCGAGAAGAGGGUACAGAAGCUGGACGCCGACAGAAUCACGACCAGACAGGAGAUUGACUCCUCUCUGCGGCGGGAAUGGGAGACACGUGCGCGCCUGGAGAUCGACCGGCUGGUGAAUCUCGAGAUCGAGCAGCUCCAGGCCAAGUUUGAGGAGGAGGUCCAGGCUCGUGUCCAGGUGGAGCUGAACCAGCAUAAGAAAAUGGUCUCCUUCGCAACGGCCCAGCCCAUGGACUUCAACAACUCGUCGUCUACCAAGUCUGAUUUCCCGUACUCGUCCAUCGGUGCUGACAGUAAUCGGAGCGAGCUGACGGCAGCCACCGACGUGACCGAGCUCUCGACUGGUCCUGAUACCCCGGAGGACGAGGUGAAGAAGGGAGCCCGCACGCCAUUUGUCCGGGCCCAGACCAUGUAUGCCGGCCCUCUCGGAACGCCCAUGGACGUUGACAAGAUGUCUCCCUCCCCUUGCGCUAUCGCAUCACUGUCGCUGUCACCCCGGCGCAAGAAUGCAGGCAAGGGCCCUUUUGUGCACCCGCCCAACAUCUUUGCCAAUGACGAGUGGCGCAGAGUCCCCGAGAUCCCCGACGACUUCGAUUCUGACCUCGAGGAGGACGAAUCUGACGAGACCCCGGCGUCUCCCUCUCCAAUGAGAAAGGUCAAGAAGGUCACAGGCAUCGCGCGGCCGGGCCUGGCUCACAUGAGAACUGCGCCUGCCGAGAACGUGCUCAAGAACAAACCUUCUCUGCCUGCACCGACACGCACUACGGGAAAUCUCCUGCACCUGACCUCGGGCCAAGAGAUGCGAUCCCCCAGCAUUCUCCGAGAGCGAGAUACGGGCAACCGCCAGCUCUCCAAGAUCCCUUCCUAUGCGAACCUAUCUGCCGCUAGCAGUGGUGAUUCGUCUGGCCGGGGCGGCCUGUCUCGCAAGACGUCCUUAACUGGGCCAAGUAGCAACAGCAGCGGUCUGGUCAGCAAGAUGACCAACGUGAGGGGUCGAACCCUCGUCGAGCUGUCACAAGCUCGUGCCGGUGGUCGCUUGCCGGGCAGCAACGAGAACUCCAAGGCAGCUGUCUGGGACCCCGAGACAGACGAGAUGCCGAGUCCCUUCCUGAUACGCAGCAAGCACAUCCCCAAGCCCAUCCCAAGCGUCUAA